Messenger RNA from Solanum stenotomum, 1236 nucleotides. Its product is annotated as zinc finger AN1 and C2H2 domain-containing stress-associated protein 13-like. Bases 198 to 1016 code for a protein of 272 amino acids. Gene Ontology annotation, cellular component: cytoplasm. NCBI's taxonomy places the organism in Eukaryota, Viridiplantae, Streptophyta, Magnoliopsida, Solanales, Solanaceae. The transcript has 2 exons. The record is from RefSeq and is a predicted model, not a curated record. Gene Ontology annotation, molecular function: zinc ion binding.
UUCUGCUGUUGUGUUGUCUCUUUCCCAGAAAUUUCUGACGGCAAAUUCAAUAUCCAUUUUACCAAUUCUCUAAAAGUAUCAAGGGAAUCAAUUAGAUAUAUCAGUAUAAUUUAUCGAUUAAACAUUUUCAGAUUCUUGAUUAUUAUUUUUUUACUUUUCUUAUUUUUUGUGCUUGAAGAAGUUGAUUGAUAAUUUCAAUGGGGACGCCAGAAUUUCCAAAUCUUGGAAAACAUUGCUUUGUAGAUGACUGCCGGCAGAUUGAUUUCUUGCCUUUUACCUGCUAUUGUUGUCACCAGGUGUAUUGUCUAGAGCAUCGGAGCUAUAAUAGACACCACUGUCCGACAGCGAACAAGAAUGAUGUUACUGUGGUUGUUUGCCCACUCUGUGCAAAAGGAGUACACCUUAUUCCUGAUGAAGACCCGAAUAUAACUUGGGAAUCACAUGUAAACACGGAAUGUGAUCCAUCAAACUACGAUAAAGCCACAAAGAAAAGAAAAUGUCCCGUACCUGGCUGCAGAGAGUUCUUGACUUUCUCAAACACAAUCAAAUGUCGGGAGUGUACUGUAGAUCAUUGUUUGAAGCAUCGGUUUGGACCUGAUCACAAAUGUCCUGGACGUAAGAAACCAGAAGCAGCAUUCUCGUUUAUGAACUUUCGAACUGGCAGUAGAAAUGACGAGCCCAAGAAAUCUCCAGCCACAUCAUCCUCUAGUUGGGCCUCAUCAUUCUUCAAGGCAGCUGAAGCUGGAAUGGCAAAAUUAGGCAGCGGAAGGGGCCAAAGCAGCAAUGCCACAAACCAUAGUGGGAGUGCUAACGGGCAAGUUGAGCAAUGCCCGCAAUGCACUCUAAGAUUUUCUUCAGUCACAGCUCUCGUGAGCCACGUACAAAAAGUCCAUGAAAAGAACGGUGUCAUGAACUUGACAGUCGAUGUCUGCCCCAGAUGUAGUAAAGGUUUUCGCGAUCCAGUGUCCCUAGUAGAACAUGUUGAAAGGGAACAUAAAGGAACUUCAAAGGCAUAAGGGAGGUCAAUGUAAAGAAGGGAAAUUGCAGCCUUCUUGUUAUUUUUUUAUCAGCGCAUUUGAGAAUUUCACUGUUGCAUUGUUCUUUUGGUGGUGGGGUGGGGGUUGAUUUGGCCUUUCUUCUCCUUUCAUUAUAAGGCGUGGUCUGACUCUUAGAAAAGAAAUUCUUGUGUUCAUGGGGUUCGAAAUGUUGUGUUUAGGAAUCUAUGAGUACUAUGUC